This is a messenger RNA of Penicillium canariense, 2121 nucleotides long. RefSeq lists its product as uncharacterized. Gene Ontology annotation, cellular component: nucleus. Gene Ontology annotation, molecular function: RNA polymerase II transcription regulatory region sequence-specific DNA binding; DNA-binding transcription factor activity, RNA polymerase II-specific. The record is from RefSeq and is a predicted model, not a curated record. The transcript is spliced from 2 exons. NCBI's taxonomy places the organism in Eukaryota, Fungi, Ascomycota, Eurotiomycetes, Eurotiales, Aspergillaceae. Gene Ontology annotation, biological process: regulation of transcription by RNA polymerase II. The coding region runs from base 1 to 2121 and encodes 706 amino acids.
AUGGCAGCCUCCGGCCUUGAAAAGGAAGCCGAUCUAACUUCGCUCUCGCACCAGAGCCUCAAGAGUCUCGGAGUCGCGGGAUUCGAUCACCAGCAUAUGUCGACUGUGGAGCCCUCGAGCUCGGAUUUCGUUCUCUUUCCUCCCAAUUUCAAUUACGCCUCCCUCCGCCGGUCCAAGAUGCUCGCCAUCGACGCCGCCAGACCCAAACAAUCCACAUACUUCCAGCCCAUGACCAUGGACCCCAGCUUGGUGGAUAUGUUCGCGUAUCCCAUGGAGGUGCCCGCUUACCAUCCCCACACGCACUCUCACACCGACUUCUCCCGGGUCCCGCAAUCGUAUUACGAGAGCCCGUCCUUGUUCGCCGAGUCCGCGGACUUCCAAAAAGCCUCGACUUUCUCUUCUAUGCCCGCCACGCCCCCGUCUGUUUCUGCGUCAUACUCCGCCGAAUACCAAAUUCCCACUGGUUCAGCUGCUUCGGGGCCCUCCGUUGCCAGUGCGCCUUCUUCAGCCAUUGGCUCGCCCUAUUCAGGGACUGCGCAGCUCGUCCAGGAUAACUGGAUGAAUACGAACCACGGCCUUGGUCUACCGGCUGCCGUUAUGAAUGAUUUGUUUUCUAAUGGUUAUAUGGGGAGCACCGUCGAUAUGGACGGGCUCUACCAGGAAAAGUUCCCGGACACUUUCGUCGAUCCCUCUCUGAUCCAGCCAGUCCAAUCCGGCCCUGGCUUCACUCCUACCAUCUCUUAUCCCGACCAGUCUACCUACGCCUAUCCCACCAACUUCGCUUCCCACUCCCCCGCUGCUUCUCCUGUUCCCUCUAGCGACAAUCUCGAGCCGCAACGGCCUUCGGCACUCAUGAUGUUCGAGGGUUCACACCCAGGACCAGUUUCCGCCUACGACCGCCGCUCGUCUAUCUCUUCCAUCCACUCCCGCCGCUCACAGCGAAGCCCGGCACUGAGCAGCGUUGAAGCUGACGACGAGGUCAAAGAGAAGGGCCGCUGCCCACACCCAGACUGCGGCCGCGUCUUCAAAGACCUGAAAGCCCACAUGCUUACCCACCAGCCGGAGCGGCCCGAGAAGUGCCCCAUCAUGACAUGCGAGUACCACACCAAAGGCUUCGCUCGCAAGUACGACAAGAAUCGCCACACCCUGACCCACUACAAGGGCACCAUGGUGUGCGGUUUCUGUCCCGGCUCUGGAUCACCUGCCGAGAAGAGCUUCAACCGCGCGGACGUCUUCAAGCGCCACCUGACCUCGGUACAUGGUGUGGAGCAAACGCCGCCAAACUGCCGCAAGCGCAGCCCAUCCAACUCUAACAAGGGCACGAACUAUGGCAGCGACGCCACAGGCAAGUGCUCCACCUGCUCGGCGACCUUCAGCAAUGCCCAGGACUUCUACGAGCACUUGGACGACUGUGUGCUGCGCGUGGUGCAGCAGGAAGAGCCCUCCGAGGCGAUCAACCAGCAGCGGCUGGCCGAAGUCGCCGCCGACGAGGAGGUGAAGAAGACGAUGGAGAAGCACCAACUGCUGGACGCGGCUGGCCCCGUCGACGCCCUUGAUGAUAACGACUCUCACGACGAUGACGAUUCCCAUGACCCCUCCUCCUGGCGCGCCGGCCGCGGCGCCCCCAGAUCCACCAAAGCCACCGGGCCCUCUUCGCGGCCCAUCAUCGGCUCCGGCAAUGCCGUCUCCAAGCCUGGUGCCAACGCCCCGGGUAAGAACGGUGCUCGCGCGGUCGCAACCCGCCGCCGCAACAACCGCGGCAACUACCCGCAGUCCUGGGGUUGCCCAAACUCCAGCAUGAAAACGAAGAAGCGUGUGCUGUGCGUGUUCGAUGGCCAGCGCCGACUGUGGAAGGACGAGAUGAUGCUCAACAAUGAGUUUGAGGUUCGUCUUCGUCUCCCUGGUGGUGCUGGCGAUGGUACCCACCGCGAUGCCUAUGUCACAGACCUUGACGUCGAGACUAUGAAGCGCGUCGAGGGUGUGCAUAGUGCCAAUGAGGAGGAGCGCGGCCCUUGGAUUGAAGGCCCUGCCUCGCACCUUAUGGGCCAGCCAGCGAUGCUCUUGCCGGAGAUGUGCCAGGCGCAGGAUGAUGAGAUCUCCUUGAACGAACUCAUGGCCUGA